UUAAUCAUCAAAAUCAAGCAGCACUAUUAGCGUAAUAAUCCCAUUUCCAAAUGAGCCUUGUAGUUUUAGGGGGAGGAAGAAUACGAGGGUCUUCUCAUCCAAAUCAGACGCCCUUUCCCCUCUCUCACUCUCACUCCUCCACUCUCUCUCCAAUUCAAUUGCUUAAGCCCUUCUUCCCAGCGCUCUCUUUCCAUCGACCCGUUUCCUCUUUUCCUCCCAAAAAUCUCACGAUCUCAGAACGGAAUAGUAGUGUGUUGAGGGCACAAAAUAUUGAUUAUAAGAGUGAGAAGCAGCGGAGUUUGGAAUCUAUGGAUUCUAAGAAAGACUCUACGGAAUUAAAUAGAGAGCUCUACCUAGAUAUAGAGCCAUAUAGUACUGGUUUCCUGAAGGUUUCAGAUCUUCAUACUAUAUACUGGGAGCAGUCAGGGAAUCCCAACGGGCAUCCAGUUGUUUUUCUCCAUGGAGGCCCAGGAGGUGGAACUUCACCAAAUAAUCGAAAAUUUUUUGACCCUGCAUUUUAUCGGAUUAUUCUAUUUGAUCAGCGAGGUGCAGGAAAAAGCACACCCCAUGCUUGUUUAGUAGAGAAUACCACCUGGGACCUGGUGAAUGACAUUGAAAAGCUCAGAGAGCACUUACAAAUUCCAGAAUGGCAGGUAUUUGGGGGUUCAUGGGGGAGUACGCUUGCUCUUGCAUAUUGCCAGUCACACCCUGAAAAGGUCACUGGCUUGGUCCUGCGGGGGAUAUUUUUGUUGCGCAAGAAAGAAAUUGAUUGGUUCUACGAGGGUGGUGCUGCUGCUAUAUUCCCUGAUGCUUGGGAAUCCUUCAGAGAUCUUAUCCCGGAUAAUGAAAGGGGGUGCUUUAUCGAGGCCUAUCACAAAAGACUAAACUCUGAUGAUAAGGAUAUACAAAAUGCAGCGGCCAAGGCAUGGACCAAAUGGGAAAUGAUGACUGCACAUCUUCACCCAAAUGAAGAGAACAUAAAGAAAGGGGAUGAUGAUAUGUUCUCUUUGGCAUUUGCAAGGAUUGAGAAUCACUACUUCGUGAAUAAGGGCUUCUUUCCUACGGACUCAUUCCUGCUAGAUAAUGUUGAAAAGAUAAAGCAUAUUAACACAGUUAUUGUUCAGGUAUACCAUCCUUUUGUUGCAUCCAGUGUCAUACUUUUCAUGUCUUGCACAUCAAAUGAUGUAAAUAAAUAGAUGACUUGUUCUUACCCAGCAAAAGAAAUAUGAAUUCAAACAAAAUGCUGUAGAGAGGUUGCAAUGGUCUGGUUAAUUAAUCUUGUGGACUCUGGAGAACUAAGAAAUCUUGCUUCAACAGUUUGGUCCAUUUGACAGCCUAGAUACGUCCAUCUAAUUUUUGGCAUGAUCCCCGUGGAUGGGACUUGGAAUGUCUAUCUUCUCCUUCGAGCGAUGGAAGUUUGAAAUAUUAUUUACAGAGAGAUGGAAAAGGUUCAUAUUCUAGUCUUGCACCAAGUAUAGAUGGCACUUCCAAGAUUAAACUAUUG
This is a messenger RNA of Coffea arabica (coffee), 1504 nucleotides long. Lineage: Eukaryota; Viridiplantae; Streptophyta; Magnoliopsida; Gentianales; Rubiaceae. The record is from RefSeq and is a predicted model, not a curated record.